Molecule: messenger RNA, 987 nt
Organism: Capronia coronata CBS 617.96
Lineage: Eukaryota; Fungi; Ascomycota; Eurotiomycetes; Chaetothyriales; Herpotrichiellaceae
Exons: 2
Coding region: 1-987 (328 amino acids)
Source: RefSeq, a predicted model, not a curated record
AUGAGUCCAGACAUCUCAGAAUACUCUCACGACCAUGUGAUCCUUCUGCUUGAUACGGCCGACUUUGAGAACCCCCCAGCCUGGUUGAGUGACAACUUCAAUCUCAUCGAGGGAGGGGUUCAUGCAGGCGGCUCCUCACGCAACAAACUCAUCAUCUUCGCCGACGGAACAUACAUCGAACUCCUGAACUGGAUCGCAGAACCCAAAGAAUUCUUCGACUGGGCAGGGAAACCACCGGGCCUGAUCGACUUUGCACUCACGACUCCACAGUCCGCACAAGAGACGCACGCCGCAGUCACGAAGCGGUUGCAAUCGAAAUCAUCUUCUUCUUCGGCUCCCACCGACCCCGGUGACGGCGGAUUAGGCGUGCACUUCAAGCAGCCCUUGUUUGGCGGCCGCAGACGCAAAGACGGGAAACAGGUCGAAUGGUACGUGACGAAGCCGAUGUUCGACACCGACGCGCCGAACGUUCCGAAACCGAUCGACCAGUUCUUCCCGACUGGCAGGUUGGAUGUGCCGUUCUUCUGCCACGACGUCACGGACCGGCUGCUGCGCGUGCCGUACAAGGCGCCGUCUGAUAUGUCGGUGUCGGCCCAUCCUUGCGGCGCCCGCGGGAUUUCGUCCGUGGAAGUUCUUGUCCCCGAAGCAAAGUUUGACAGUUAUGUGGCGUUGUAUACGGCUAUCACUGGCGCCAGGCCUGUUGUGCAGGAACAGAAUGAGGAUGGGACUGAAUUGACAGGCAAGAGCGCCGUGUUUAAGUUGAGUUUGCCGAAUGGCGGAGAAGAAUCUGUCAGAGACCUUAAGGGGAAGGUCGGCAUUGAGCUGCGGACGCCCAGGGACAGUGAGGACGAGGCUUGGUUGACUCGUCGCGGAGUCGGGAUUAGAGCAGUCCGCCUCUUUGUGGAGGAUGAAGUUCAUGAUGCAGGGGAACGGCCUCUGGACAGUGAUGGGAUUGGGGCGAGUCUACUGCUCGUGGCGAACGUCUAG